CGCCUCCCCUCCAGCCCCGGCAGUGCGAGGCCAGAGCCGCGGGGCGCGGUGCGCAGGUCCCGGGCGGGAGCCCCAUCCCCCGGGAGGGAGUGGCCUCGGCACAGCCCCCAGUCUCCCGCGCCCGACUCCCGGCGAGCGCCCCCUCCUCCGCCCCUGCCCCGGCCUCUCCACGGCGCGUAAAGUCGCCCGGCCCACCUCAGACCCGGCGGAGGCGGCAACUUUCCCUGCCGGCCGCGCGGGGCCGGGGCAGCGGCGGGCGCGCGGGGCAGCGGCGGGCUGCACGGCGCCCACCAUGGGCGACGAGAGCCGCGGGGACGGCCGCGCCGAGAGCGCCCGGGACCUGGAGAAGCAGCUCCGCCUGCGCGUGUGCGUGCUCAGCGAGCUGCAGAAGACCGAGCGCGACUACGUGGGCACGCUGGAGUUCCUGGUGUCGGCAUUCUUACACCGGAUGAACCAGUGCGCUGCGUCGAAACUUGACAAAAAUGUAACAGAAGAAACGGUGAAGAUGCUGUUCUCAAACAUUGAAGAUAUCCUUGCAGUACAUAAAGAAUUCUUAAAAGUCGUGGAGGAAUGUUUACAUCCAGAACCUAAUGCUCAGCAAGAAGUGGGAACCUGCUUUCUUCACUUCAAAGACAAGUUUCGUAUCUACGACGAAUAUUGUAGUAAUCACGAGAAGGCACAGAAAUUGCUUUUUGAACUUAACAAAAUAAGAACAAUCCGGACAUUUCUUUUGAACUGCAUGCUACUUGGAGGACGGAAGAACACAGAUGUCCCCCUGGAAGGAUACUUAGUAACACCAAUACAAAGAAUAUGCAAGUACCCUCUCCUUUUGAAGGAGUUGCUGAAGCGAACUCCAAGGAAACACAGUGACUAUGCAGCAGUGAUGGAAGCCCUCCAAGCCAUGAAAGCCGUCUGUUCCAACAUCAACGAGGCCAAGAGACAGAUGGAGAAGCUGGAAGUUUUAGAGGAGUGGCAGUCUCACAUUGAAGGCUGGGAGGGGUCCAACAUUACCGACACCUGUACUGAAAUGCUAAUGUGUGGAGUCUUAUUAAAAAUUUCUUCUGGAAAUAUUCAAGAACGGGUGUUUUUUCUUUUCGAUAACCUUUUGGUGUAUUGCAAACGAAAACACAGACGGUUGAAGAAUAGCAAAGCAUCUACCGAUGGACAUCGGUACGUUUUUCGUGGCCGGAUCAAUACAGAGGUGAUGGAGGUGGAGAAUGUGGAUGAUGGCACAGCUGACUUCCACAGCAGUGGACACAUUGUUGUUAAUGGGUGGAAAAUACAUAACACAGCCAAAAAUAAAUGGUUUGUGUGUAUGGCAAAAACACCUGAAGAGAAACAUGAAUGGUUUGAAGCUAUUUUGAAAGAAAGAGAACGGCGGAAAGGUUUAAAAUUAGGAAUGGAGCAAGACACCUGGGUAAUGAUCUCUGAACAGGGUGAGAAACUUUAUAAAAUGAUGUGCAAACAAGGAAAUCUGAUCAAAGACAGAAAAAGAAAACUGACUACGUUCCCUAAAUGCUUUCUUGGAAGUGAAUUUGUGUCAUGGCUGUUGGAAAUUGGAGAGAUUCACAGGCCUGAGGAAGGUGUUCACUUGGGACAAGCAUUGUUAGAAAAUGGAAUCAUCCAUCAUGUUACGGAUAAACAUCAAUUCAAACCAGAACAGAUGUUAUAUCGAUUUCGCUAUGAUGAUGGAACCUUUUAUCCAAGAAAUGAGAUGCAGGAUGUGAUUUCAAAGGGCGUACGAUUAUAUUGCCGUCUUCAUAGUCUAUUUACUCCAGUGAUAAGAGAUAAAGAUUACCACUUAAGAACCUACAAAUCUGUGGUUAUGGCCAACAAGCUGAUAGACUGGUUAAUUGCACAGGGGGAUUGCCGCACCAGAGAAGAGGCAAUGAUAUUUGGCGUUGGACUCUGUGACAAUGGAUUUAUGCACCAUGUCCUUGAAAAAAGUGAAUUCAAAGACGAACCCUUACUUUUCCGCUUUUUUGCUGAUGAGGAAAUGGAAGGAUCAAAUAUGAAACAUCGACUGAUGAAACAUGACUUAAAAGUUGUAGAAAAUGUUAUAGCCAAAUCAUUAUUGAUUAAAUCCAAUGAAGGCAGCUAUGGUUUUGGGUUAGAAGACAAAAAUAAAGUUCCAAUAAUAAAGCUGGUAGAAAAGGGGUCUAAUGCUGAGAUGGCUGGCAUGGAAGUUGGGAAAAAGAUUUUUGCUAUUAAUGGUGACCUGGUUUUUAUGAGACCUUUCAAUGAAGUGGAUUGCUUCCUGAAAUCAUGCUUACAUAGCAGAAAACCUCUAAGAGUUCUUGUGAGCACAAAGCCAAGAGAGACAGUGAAAAUCCCAGAUUCAGCGGAGGGACUUGGCUUCCAGAUCCGAGGAUACGGCCCUUCGGUGGUGCAUGCGGUGGGAAGAGGAACCGUGGCUGCAGCCGCUGGUCUUCACCCUGGACAGUGUAUCAUCAAAGUAAAUGGAAUCAAUGUCAGCAAAGAGACACACGCCAGUGUUAUUGCCCAUGUCACGGCCUGCAGGAAGUACAGGAGACCAACGAAGCAAGAUUCCAUUCAGUGGGUUUAUAACAGCAUUGAGAGCGCUCAGGAAGACCUUCAGAAGUCUAACUCCAAACCCCCAGGAGAUGAAGCAGGGGAUGCUUUUGACUGUAAAGUAGAAGAGGUAAUUGACAAGUUCAACACCAUGGCCAUCAUCGACGGGAAGAAGGAGCACGUGAGUCUGACGGUGGAUAACGUCCACCUAGAGUAUGGCGUCGUGUACGAGUAUGACAGCACCGCCGGGAUCAAGUGCAACGUGGUGGAGAAGAUGAUCGAACCCAAAGGUUUCUUCAGCCUCACUGCCAAGAUUCUUGAAGCCCUGGCUAAAAGCGAUGAUCAUUUUGUACAGAACUGCACCAGCCUUAACUCUUUGAGCGAGGUGAUUCCUACUGACCUUCAGAGUAAAUUCAGUGCUGUUUGCAAUGAAAAAAUUGAGCGCAUAUGUCAGAGAAUAUCCAGUUAUAAGAAGUUUUCUCGUGUACUAAAGAAUAGAGCCUGGCCCACCUUUAAACAGGCCAAAUCUAAGAUCUCCCCACUGCACAGCAGUGAUUUCUGCCCCACCAACUGCCAUGUCAAUGUGAUGGAAGUUUCUUAUCCCAAAACAUCAGCGUACCUGGGGAGUGCAUUUGGUGUUCAGUUGGAUAGCAGGAAGCAUAAUUCUCAUGAUAAAGAAAAUAAAUCGGAACAAGGAAAACUAAGCCCUAUGGUGUACAUUCAACAUACGAUUACAACUAUGGCGGCCCCUUCAGGUCUGUCUCUGGGGCAGCAAGAUGGGCACGGUCUCCGGUAUUUGUUGAAAGAAGACGACUUAGAAACCCAAGAUAUCUAUCAGAAACUGCUGGGCAAACUUCAGACUGCACUGAAGGAGGUGGAGAUGUGUGUUUGUCAAACAGAUGACCUUCUGUCUUCAAUAACAUACUCUCCUAAAUUAGAACGUAAGGCAUCAGAGUCCAUAGUCCCAACAGACAGUGACAACGAGAAGGGAGAGAGAAACAGCAAACGCGUCUGUUUUAACGUGGCAGGCGAUGAGCAGGAAGAUUCAGGUCAUGACACCAUCAGCAACAGAGACUCUUACAGCGACUGCAACAGCAAUAGGAAUUCCGUCACCUCCUUCACCAGCAUCUGCAGCAGCCAGUGCAGCUCGUAUUUUCACAGCGAUGAGAUGGACUCAGGUGAUGAGCUUCCCCUGAAUGUUCGCAUUUCUCGUGAUAAACAGGACAAGAUCCACAGUUGCCUUGAGCAUCUUUUCAGCCAGGUGGAUUCCAUUACCAAUCUCCUGAAAGGCCAAGCUGUUGUGAGGGCCUUUGAGCAAACCAAGUACCUGACACCAGGUCGAGGGUUACAAGAGUUUCAGCAGGAAAUGGAACCAAAGCUGAGUUGUCCAAAAAGGUUAAGGCUUCACAUCAAGCAAGAUCCUUGGAACCUUCCCAGCAGUGUCCGGAAUCUUGCUCAGAACAUCAGAAAAUUUGUUGAAGAGGUAAAGUGUAGGAUACUCCUGGCUCUUCUUGAAUAUUCAGACAGUGAGACACAGCUCCGAAGAGACAUGGUCUUCUGCCAGAGUCUUGUGGCCACAGUCUGUGCCUUCUCCGAGCAGCUCAUGGCCGCCUUAAACCAGAUGUUUGACAACAGCAAGGAAAAUGAGAUGGAGACUUGGGAAGCCAGCAGAAGGUGGCUGGACCAGAUAGCGAAUGCAGGAGUUCUUUUUCACUUUCAGUCACUUCUGUCACCAAACUUGACAGAUGAACAAGCCAUGCUAGAAGAUACACUGGUUGCACUAUUUGAUUUGGAAAAGGUUUCUUUUUACUUUAAACCAUCAGAAGAGGAACCACUGGUUGCAAAUGUUCCUCUUACUUAUCAAGCUGAAGGAAGCCGGCAAGCUCUGAAAGUUUACUUCUACAUCGAUAGUUACCAUUUUGAACAACUGCCGCAAAGGUUGAAAAACGGAGGAGGGUUUAAAAUUCAUCCUGUUCUUUUUGCACAAGCACUGGAGAGCAUGGAAGGAUAUUAUUAUAGAGACAAUGUUUUGGUGGAAGAAUUUCAAGCCCAAAUAAAUGCAGCCUCCCUGGAAAAGGUCAAACAGUACAAUCAGAAGCUCAGGGCAUUCUACUUGGACAAGUCAAAUUCACCACCAAACUCCACAUCCAAAGCUGCUUAUGUAGAUAAGCUCAUGAGGCCUCUCAACGUUUUGGAUGAACUGUAUCGACUGGUAGCCUCGUUUAUCAGAUCCAAGCGCACAGCUGCCUGUGCGAACACGGCUUGCAGCGCCUCCGGUGUCGGGCUGCUGUCGGUGUCCUCGGAGCUGUGCAGUAGGCUGGGGGCCUGCCACGUCAUCAUGUGCAACAGCGGCGUGCAUCGGUGCACCCUGAGCGUGACCCUGGAGCAGGCCAUCAUUCUGGCCAGAAGCCACGGACUGCCUCCUUGCUACAUCAUGCAGGCUACAGAUGUGAUGCGGAAGCAGGGAGCAAGGGUUCAGAACACAGCAAAGAAUUUGGGAGUCAGGGACCGGACCCCACAGUCUGCUCCGAGGCUGUACAAGCUGUGCGAGCCUCCUCCCCCAGCUGGAGAAGAAUGAGGAGACUCUCCAAGGGACCAGGCAAGCAGAAGCUUCUGAACACUGGACUAGACAAAGGAUGUGCUGGCUAAACGUUCUCCACUCAACAUAAAAAAAUGGAUUUUCUUCUCUUGGUCUUUCAUCAUGGUGUAAAUAACUAAUGUUCAGCUUACACUUAGAUAUUUGUGCUGGAAAUGGAUGGAAGUCCAUUCAGACAACUCAGCUUCACAAACCGAUCUUUCAUGUGUGUUAACGUGAACGAUCCAUCCCUGGAGAUUACAUAAAAAAAUAUCAGAGAUAAAACGUUAACCAUUGUGCCUCCUUUCCCAUUUAGUAAAAUUAUUGUGUUUUCUUUCCUCUUCUCCAAAUGGAGCACGUUAUGUUGGAUAUUUCCGUUUGAAGAAGUCUGUUAUUGAAGAAAUGUGGUCACGCUUUCCAGAUCAUCACACAGAAAUGUGACGGACAAUAGAGACUGGGUGUCUUAGGUUUUCUGUCUCCCACUUGCAUCUGAGAAAGUAGCUUGCGGGUGAAAGGUGAAGAGCAUCCUUUACUCUUUCUAAGGGAGUGUUUCUCAGUAGAGGAGAAGAGAGCUCAUUGAGGUCUCCAGCAAGACCUUCUUCCAGCUGCUUUCAGGGACCCUUUAUGCUCGUGGACAGUUCCAGGGAACCAUGCUGUCCUUGGCCUCUGAAGUGGGCGUGGCUUCCUUGGGCGAUGCGUCCUGAUGCUGUGCCGUAGGUGUCCAGGAGAUGGGGAGAGGCAGGGAUGGGGGAGGGUUGGAAGGAAGACUAGGGUGAAGGAGGGAAAAAUAAGCUUAUUUAAAAAGUCAACCUUUAAAUUUGAAAGAUACCUAAAGCUCUUAUUUUAUUAAAGGCUUUCAUAUGAGAUGUCAGACUCCUAAAAGAAUACACCAUGCUGAAUGUUUUUCUAUCAAGGUAAUAUAUAUAUAAGAUGAGAAAAUAAAGCUUUAUUUGUUGAACUUUAAAAGGACUGUUAGAGACCUUGAUAAUUUAUGAAAGUACAAGGUGUAUUCUAUUUUCAUGCUAAAGUUUACAUAAUGUUUAUCCUUUCUACAUUGAUAAAAUAACAUUUUUUUUAGCAUAAUGAAUAUAGUAAUAUUGAUUUUAAAUCUGUAAUUUUCAAAACAAUUAUGCCCUUACUGUGAUUGUGAUACUUAGGUGGAUUUAGAUUAAUUGCUUAUGUGAAAUGCUUUUCAUAACUAAAGUAUAUACAAACCAUUAUGAAAUUUUAAUUUAUGAAAUUUGAUAAUAGUUUUCAAACACUUAUUAAAAAAACUUUCAUCACUAGCAGUUGUGUAUUGAAUCACAGAAAUACUGUGUUGCCUAUACAUGAGGCCUUUAUAUACUGGUCAAAUUAAUAAUAAAUGUUAUUCAGCACAGAAGCACUUAAGACUUUUAUGCUAAGUACACAUCUAUAAUGAAAAAUAAACCAACAUCAGAGAUUUCAGAGAAAAAGUUGAACACUUUGAAUUUAAUGAAGAUAUGACCUUAAUAUAAAUAUCUACAUGAAACAUAUUCUUCACUUUCAGGAGUUUAACAUUCUUGAUACUAUUGCAAGUGACCCUGAAGGUCCAUGAAAUUAGUAAAUUGUGAUUUUCCUGUACUGAAAUUUUGAUGACAUUUAACACAGGGCUAAUGAGUGAGUAAAACUGAUUACCUAGCAAGUACUUUUCAUGUUGUCAUUACUGUUUUCUAAUCACUACCCUAGAAGUAGUGUUCCUUAGUAGAGGCAUGAAGAGAUCACUUAAACAUUUCAGUCGUACUUUGCUGUUUCAUCGGGGAAAACCAUCUGCUAUUGUAGUAUUUACAAAUUAGCAUAUUUUAAGAUCAAAUCUCUAUGUAAUAGGGUUACUUAAUAUUGUUUUAAGGGUUAAACAUGGUGUAAGUGUACAAUCUUAUCAGAGUGCUUGGCACUUAUUAAAAUCUCAGAAGUUAGUGAUGACUUAUAUUACCAUCAGUCACUGUGAUUUUUGAUUGUAAUAAAAACUGUAGCUAAAACCUAAGUAAUUUCUACCUGCCAAGCAAUACCUCCAGGUGCUUCACCCAUACUUUGUUGUUAUUGCUUCAUUAAUCCUAAUGGUGAUCUGAGGUGAUAUUCUUUGCAUCACCCCCAUUUUACCGUUGAGGAAGUAAAGCAAAGAAUAGUCCAGUGACUUGCCCAAGAUCACAUGGCUGACAAGUGGUAGAAGCAGGAUUUGAACCCAGGAAGUCUGUCUUCUUAAUACAUUGUGCUGCUUUUCCUUAUUCAUAUAGGAAAUGUAAUAUUGCCAAUUAUUUGUUAGUAAAGUUGGAGUUAUGUGUGGUGUGGGCCAUUAAACUAUACAUCUUAUACUGAGAAAAAAGUGAAUUGAAAUGUGUAAAAUGCCUUUAAUAUAUGAAAACCAUAGGAUUCCCUGGACAUUUUACCAUUCUGGAUACACAUUAUGAGGUAACCCAAUGCUGUUGCAAUCUGAAAAAACAUGAUAUAUCCCUCAUAAUUGAAGAUAACAGUUUUAGAUAUGCUUUGAAAGUCUGGAAUAGUACAUUAUAUAAAAUUUGACUAUGAUUCCAAAACAGUGAUAACAGUAAAAAAUGUCAAAUGAGUGAAUUAAUAAAGACAACUCUUCAGCACCAUGAUGUACCUCUGUGUGACGUCGGACAUUUAACUGCCCUUGAGUUUUUAGAUGAGAGCGGGUAUGUUCAGGGUGGUAUGACCAUAGACUGGCCUUGAGUUUUUAGAUGAGAUCGGGUAUGUUCAGGGUGGUAUGACCAUAGACUGGCCUUGAGUUUUUAGAAUGGGUUUACCUCAAUGCUCACAUACUCCUCUGCAAGCAGUGUACCUUUAAACAUUACAAAAGCCUGCUAACAGUUAUUCCAAGUUCUGAUGACUUUGAAGUUCUGAGUUUGGACAUCUGCCUCUCUCCACCUAAAAGGGAAGGUCACACCUAGAAAUUUUGGUUCUUAAUAUGGGACUGAUUCAUAAAUACUUGUUAACUAGUCAUUCAUGGUCAAUAAAUCUUAAACAUUCCAUCAUAUCUUAUAAAGUUUUCUCAUUAAGUAUUACAAAAUUUAAUAUAUUAUUGAAAGUGUGAGUAAUUUGAAGAGACUAGAAUUUUACAUCUACUUUCAUUACAUUUAACAAGAAAGAAAGAAAGAGGGAAGAAAGGAAGGAAGGAAGGAGGGAAAGAGAAAGAAAAAGAAAGGAAGGAAGAGAGAAAGAAACAUGGAGGAAGGAAGGAAGGGAGGAACUUUUGUACUAGUUUUACUUAUAUUGGAUAUGUAAUUUUGAAUUUAGAGUAUAAGCUUUGUUUUAUGAACUAAUAUCCCCAUUUUGGAAGUCUCACACUAUUUUCUGUCUUUUCAAAUCAUAUUCUACCAGUGGCUUAGAUUCACUGUGUGUUCAGUGGCCACUGUUAUUGCAGCAACAAUGUUCAAUUUAAAAGUAGGUUAAUUUCUCAUGAUACUAUAAUACAUAUGACAUUAUAUUGAUAUUGGUUCUGACUCUACUAAUUUAAAUUUUGUGAUAGUUAAAUUCAGAAUGAAAUGAUACUGACCUUGGCACUAACUGUAAAAGCCAAGAAAAUGAAUGGGUAAAAAAAUCCCUAGGGGAUAUUAACUCACUUAAGAAACCAAACUACUUUCAACCCUUUGGACACAUUUUAACAGCAAAACUAAUGUUUAUUGACUUGGAAGCAUUCAGUUGAGUUAGUUACUCUAUGUAUUUGAAAAUAAUAAAUUUGCAAUUAGAACACCAAAGUAUUCUUUCGUUAGUUCACGUAGAUCUUUUCCUGUGUAGCAUGAUUUAGUGCAGAAUAGAGGGCAUACUUUUAUUCAUCUAUAUUUUCAGUAAAACAUAAGAUUGAAAUUUAAAAUGAUCUUAAUUUAAGUCAUCUUUUACAUUUUACUUUAAAGGUCAUUUUUAGAUUUUCUUCACUAGCUGUAUUUAGUAAUAAUGAAACUAACCUUUAUCAUGUGACUAAAUUGCUUCUGAAUUUUCAAAAACUAUGUUUCAUUUUUAAGUGAAUUAUCGUACAAAAUUAUACCUCAAUUACUUUCCCAAAGUGAGUAGUAGUUAUUUCAUUAACAUGUAUAUAUAUUAACAUUAACCAGUUUGCCAAAUGAAUUGUCAGUUGCCCUGCAUAAACAUGAAAGCAAAAGCUUUGGAAACGAUUUAGAAUGAUCUGAACCUCGAUUAAGAAAAAUAUUCUGAACUUUAUCAACUUUUUUGAAGGGUUAGGGAUGAGCCUCAGAAAAGUUUCACCCUUGAUGAAGCAGAUGAGGUGGGGUAAAGUUCCAGCAGGCAUCUGAGCCAGGAGUGGGCUUAGGCUGGUUCCUUUUACAUACAGUGGCCAUAACCUUUGUAGGUGCUGUGAUUCCAUAAUAGUUAUCAUGGUUAGUCUUUUGUUUUCAAAAUUUUUACUACGUAAAAGCUUUGCUUUUAACAGUGAUCUCAGCGUUCAUAUUGCCAAGCUGUGCUAUGCAGACACAUGGCCUACUUCACUCAGGAUAGCUUGCUUCUCUCACUGAGAAGAGAUGUCUGAAGUCUACUAGGUGUACUAAGAGAUAUAUAUAUAUACACACACACACAUAUAUUUAUAAUGUUUUGUUUUUACGGUAAUACAUUAUAAAACUUACUUAGAUUCUUCUGUCUUAUUUUGUAUGAACUAUAUAGUUGUUCAAUAUGUUGAAUGUCUGUCUAAAUAUGCCGUAAGCAUACCUGGUAGGCCAUCUUUUGAUCACUGGCACUAGUUUACUGCUCCAUCUGGAGUCUAUUGACCUGGCUUUGCCGUCAGAAGAAGUAGCCAAUUAUGAACAAAAUUGUUGAAUUCUUACAUGAUAGUUCUAGUUUGAAUAGCUAAUUUGGGGUGCAAACAACAGAAUAAAUGUUAUCCACUCAUGUGUUCAUUCAACAAACGUGUUUGAGAAUUCACUUUGUAAAAGGCACAGCCAGUGGGCCUCAUUUAUGUGUUGCGUGUAUUUGGUUCAAAAAUCUUAACAGUAUCUCCGCUGUGUUAAUCUCCUCUGUGUCUUUUACUUGGAAUGAUAUUAUUUGUAACACAAACCUAUUCUAAUACCAUGUAUGUAUAUAUACUGUGUGAAGUCAAGAAUGCUAAGUAAGUAAAAUGCCCUAGAAAAAGUACAUUUGAAUUUGAGUAUCUAAUGCCUCAAGCAAAUUUACUAGAGUUUCAGAUGAAUAUAUAUUUUUGUAACUGCCAAGUAAAUGAGUAGAACAUAGCUUUUUGUUUAAAAAAUAUUUUUAUAAGUAUUCAUUUACCCAGUAUUCAUUAUUUUCAACAUUAAAAUAUCAAAUUUGUUCUAUAAAUAGUGAUUCUUUUGAAUAUAUUCAUAUUUAACAUUGUAUAACACCCAAACUGUAAUGACAAUUUCAUCCAAAUAUAUUAUUAUAGUAGUCUGUUUUUCCUUUGUAAAAUAUACAUGUAACAUAGUUUCAAUCACUCAGUAUUUUGUGUGUGUUAAAAUGAUCAAGUGUAUUGUGUAUUUUAUAUCAUUUAUUUUUGUCGGCAUAAAAAGACUAGAACAGUGACAUUGUAUCAUACAUGUCAAAAAUAAUAAAGAGAAAUCUAGUAUGACCAUCUCAGUUUCUAUCCAUUUAAA
This is a messenger RNA of Globicephala melas (long-finned pilot whale), 10701 nucleotides long. It is a transcript of the gene PREX2, whose product is annotated as phosphatidylinositol-3,4,5-trisphosphate dependent Rac exchange factor 2. Gene Ontology annotation, cellular component: plasma membrane. Gene Ontology annotation, molecular function: GTPase activator activity; protein binding; guanyl-nucleotide exchange factor activity. Gene Ontology annotation, biological process: intracellular signal transduction; regulation of signaling; G protein-coupled receptor signaling pathway. The record is from RefSeq and is a predicted model, not a curated record. Lineage: Eukaryota; Metazoa; Chordata; Mammalia; Artiodactyla; Delphinidae.